GUCCAAUGCUAAACCCACUUUCUUCCAUGGCCCCUCGUUAACAAUCACGCACCUAAAACCCACAUGCCUUUCUACUCCAUGUGAAUGCGAGUUCAGGGAAGGCGCUUUUUUGCGAGAAGUCAAAAUCGUUGAUCCAACGACACUAAGCACCUAAUGGCAGAUCUACAAUCUCCCCCAUCACAUCCACCUCCUCCACCGCCACCAACGCCACCGCGCUCCACCACGGAUCUCUUCGGUGACCCGAUCGAUUCCCAUCCCUUAUGGUUCAAGCAGUCCUCAUUCCUCGAUCCAAACUUCGACUCUAACGCCUACAUCUCCGACCUCCGAACGUUUGUCCCAUUCGAAACCCUCCGAUCCGAGCUUAACUCCCACCUUUCUUCCCUCAAGCACGAGUUAAUCGAGCUCAUCAAUCGCGACUACGCCGACUUCGUCAAUUUGAGCACCAAGCUCGUGGAUGUCGAUUCGGCCAUUGUUCGGAUGCGGGCCCCAUUGAAUGAGAUCAGAGAAAAGAUAUUGGUGUUCCGUGGGACAGUGGAGGGAUCUUUAAUGGCGUUGCAGAGUGGGUUGAAACAAAGGGCGGAGGCUUCGGCCGCGAGGGAGGUGUUGGAGCUUUUGCUCGAUACCUUUCAUGUUGUGUCAAAGGUUGAGAAACUGAUAACAGAGCUGCCUAGUUUGCCUGCCGAUUGGUCCAAUGGAGAUGUGAAUUAUACAGAAAAUGGUCAUUUAAGCAAUGGUAUCUCCUUACAACAUGCUGAAAAUGGAACAAGUCUCAGGGAGACUCAAAGCAUGCUUUUGGAGAGAAUUGCCACCGAAAUGAACAGGCUCAACUUCUACAUUUCCCAUGCGCAGAAUCUGCCCUUCAUUGGGAACAUGGAGAAGAGGAUACAGAGUGCUAGUGCAUUGUUGCACACAAGCUUGGGAUGCUGUUUUGUAGAUGGCCUGGAACAUCGGGAUUCAAUUGCAAUAUACAAUUGCUUACGUGCAUAUGCAGCGAUUGAUAAUACCAAGAGCGCUGAAGAAAUUUUUCGUACAAAUGUUGUGGCACCGUUGAUACAGAAAAUUAUUCCAAACAAUUCAUUGGGGGUCACUGGUGGGGCAUCUGGAGAUGCACUUGAGGAGGAUUAUAAACAAGUCAAGCAAUUUGUUGAAAAAGAUUGUAAAUUUUUGUUGGAAAUUUCUUCUACAGAAAAUUCAGGUUUGCAUGUAUUUUGCUUCCUGGCUAACUCAAUCCUUAAAGAGGUUCUCUCGGCAAUCCAAAGGGAAAAACCAGGGGCCUUUUCUCCUGGAAGACCUACAGAGUUUCUAAAAAAUUAUAUAUCAAGCCUGGAUUUCUUGACUCAUUUAGAAGGUUACUGCCCAUCCAGAUCUGCGGUUGUGAAAUUUCGAGCGGAGGCAGUCUAUAUUGAUUUUAUGAAGCAGUGGAAUGUUGGGGUCUAUUUCUCAUUGAGGUUUCAGGAGAUUGCCAGGGCUUUGGAUUCUGCACUUGUGGUUGCUAGUCUUAUGCCAGUUCAGAACUCAAAUUCUUACCAACAAAAUUCUCAACAUUUAAAGUUAAAGCAAAGUGUCUCUCUUUUAGAGUGCUUGAGAUCCUGCUGGAGAGAGGAUGUUCUUGUUCUUUCUUGCUCUGACAAGUUUCUUCGCUUAUCUUUGCAGCUCCUUUCUAGAUACUCAAAUUGGUUGUCAGCUGGACUGGCUGCUCGUAAAGCUGGUAAUGCUGGCUCGAGCACUGGGUCUGAAUGGGCUAUUUCUGCUCUACCAGAUGAUCUCAUAUAUGUGAUUCAUGAUUUAGAUUGUCUGGUGAUGGAGAUUUGUGGUGAUUACCUGGGACAAGUACUUGAGCUUCUCAAGUCAUGCUCUGCCGAAAUACUUGAUCUUGUAAAACAGAGCAUUUUACAGGGUGGAAAAUCUUUAAAGGAGCUUGUACCUCAAGUGAUGAACUCAAUAGUAGAAACACUAGUUGAGAAGUCUGUGGAGGACUUGAGACAACUGAAAGGAAUAACUGCAACGUACAGGAUGACUAAUAAACCUCUCCCUAUCAGACAUUCACCAUACGUCACAGGAGUGUUACGACCUUUGAAGGCAUUUUUGGAUGGAGAGCGAGCGGUCACAUAUCUAACAACUGAAAUCAAGAAUGAAAUCUUACACGGCACUGCCUUUGAGAUUACUGGUCGUUAUCAUGAAUUAGCUGCAGACCUUGUUAAUGUGGCUAGGAAAACGGAGUCUUCACUUCAGAAGAUACGUCUGGGUGCACAAAGGCGAGCUGGAGCAAGCUCAGAUGUCUCAGACCAUAAUGUGUCUGAUACUGACAAAAUAUGUAUGCAAUUGUUUCUUGAUAUUCAGGAGUAUGGGCGCAACCUUAAUGCUCUUGGAGUUGAUGCAGCAAAAAUUCCUGCAUUUCGUUCUUUGUGGCAGUGUGUUGCUCCUUCAGACAGGCAGAAUACAAUAAACUUCUAG
Molecule: messenger RNA, 2454 nt
Organism: Ilex paraguariensis (yerba mate)
Lineage: Eukaryota; Viridiplantae; Streptophyta; Magnoliopsida; Aquifoliales; Aquifoliaceae
Source: the annotation of a GenBank genome assembly